AUGUGGCUGCAGAACUUGCUUUUCCUGGGCACUGUGGUCUGCAGCAUCUCCGCACCCACCGGCCUAUCCAACACUGUCACUCAGCCCUCGCAGAAUGUUUAUGCCAUCAAGGAGGCCUUGCAACUCUUAAAUCAGAAUAAUGACUCUGAUACUAACUCGACUGAACUGAUAGAAGUCGUCUCUAAAAGGUUUGACCCCCAGGCGCCGACAUGCCUGAAGAGACGCUUGGACCUGUACAAGAACGGCCUACGGGGCAGCCUCCUUAAUCUCAAGGGCCUCUUGGAAAUGAUGGCCAGCCACUACAACCCAUCGUGCGCCCCUACCCCACACCAGGCAAGGUCCUGUGGCACCAAGUUUGUCACCUUCAAAAGUUUCAAAGAGAACCUGAAGAAUUUUCUGGAAGACAUCUCCUUAGACUGCUGGGACUCAGUCCAGAAGUGAAGCACCUGGUCCAGUCAGGGGCCAGCCCUGGAAGCUUACCUCACAGAUCACUGUCCUCCUACCACACAGAGCCAAACAAAACUCAGGAUCUUGAC
This is a messenger RNA of Talpa occidentalis (Iberian mole), 536 nucleotides long. RefSeq names its product colony stimulating factor 2 (gene CSF2). The record is from RefSeq and is a predicted model, not a curated record. Gene Ontology annotation, molecular function: granulocyte macrophage colony-stimulating factor receptor binding; growth factor activity; cytokine activity. Gene Ontology annotation, biological process: immune response; myeloid cell differentiation. Gene Ontology annotation, cellular component: extracellular region. NCBI's taxonomy places the organism in Eukaryota, Metazoa, Chordata, Mammalia, Eulipotyphla, Talpidae. Bases 1 to 441 code for a protein of 146 amino acids. The transcript has 4 exons.